CUGUUGUGUAUACUAAAUCAGAUCUGUCUCCAGUAAAUGUUUGACUCACUUUUUUAUUAUUAUUAUUAUUUUUAAAUAGUUCCAGGGUUGAGUAAGACUUAUGGCUUCCAGCCUAAAAUGCAUCGUCUACGCAUGAUGCAUACCUUCCUCUGGUACCUGAUCUAUGGGCAUCCGCUCCGACACAACUGCAGCAGCUCUGAUUCAACCAGUCAAUCAUCAAGCGGCGCAGACGGCUCCGAUCCUGCUGCCAAACCCGCAGACAGCAAAGCACAACAGGAUCUGAAAGAAGCAGAAAGCUCUACACCUGCAGACAGACCAACACCGUUGUUUGACAGUGUUGGCACCGGAUGUGACGGCCGGAAAAGUGCAGACUCCAGCUUAUCUAACAUGGAAGUGGCAUCUGGUGAUGAAGGAGAGGAGCAAAAAGAUAGUUACUCUCAGUCUGACAUGAAAGUCUAUCUCGAUGAAGACUCCUGGAAGAGAUUCAUCCCUCCUGUCCGUGUUCACGAGGAGUACAGCAGCGGCUGGGCGAUGGUGGGCGACCUGCUCCUCUGUUUGCCUCUUUCUGUUUUUGUGCAAAUUAUUCAAGUUACUUAUAAGGUGGAAGGACUGGAGGAAUAUCUCAAUGAUCCUGUAAAGCAACAUCAUCUGGUGAGAGCGCUGCCUGCACGAAUGAGAAGACGGCUGCUUUAUAAACGGAAGUACAUCUUUGUAUUUCAUGAAAACCUGCUAAAGUUGGUCUACAUGGGUCUUCUGCAGUUUGGUCCAAUUGAGAAGUUCAUGGAGAAGGACCAGGUGUUUGUGUAUCUUAAACGUAAUGCUACUAUUGUUGACACCACCAACACCGAGCCUCACUACUGGCUGGUCACAGAGUGCCUUGAAAAACCGUUUGAAAGGCGCCCUUACGUCUUCAACACUGCUGAUGACCUGGAAAAGUACUGGUUUGACCUGAUGUGCGUCUGCCUCAACACACCACUGGGGGUAGUUCGUUGUAAGAGGAACACCACUGAUGAGGAAACGACUCCUUCUUUUGUGCAAGAACGCCACGUUUUCGCAGGAAUGGCGUACCUGCUAAAGGGCAGUACUGAAGUGUGUGAUGACGGAUUGAUACCAGGAGACGGUAAAGGAGCAGGAGGACUGGACUCUGAAUUUUUUGGUCAUCUUAAACGCAACUGGUUUUGGACCAAUCAGCUGCUUUCUGUUAACAUGAGGCAAUCUGGUUUAGAGGCACAGGACAACAAAACCAGACUAAAGAGCCUCCUGAGUAAAGAUGCUCUCAGAUUUGCGCUUAAAGCUGGAGGUACAGCGACACCGCGUUAUGUCACAUCCAAGCGGCCAGCGAGGGCAGAAAAAGUUCAGGUGGGAAUAGAACCAGCAUCCAGAAACCAGCGGGUGGUUGGAGGAAAGGGGCAGAAGAGGAAGAGAACCAAGAAAGAUGUUGUCAAAGUUCCACGCAAGAAGAAAAAAGAGCCCAAGAAACGCACUCCUGCACACGAUGAGACGGACCACCAGGCUUUGAAACGGAUGACCAGACAAAGAGUCAACUGGACUGUACAGGAAGACUCACUGGUGAUGCUCUGCUGUGUGGCUGCAGACCUGCUCAACAGCAAGUUAAAAAGGCAGUUUGUACCUCACUGCGUGGUGAGAGACCUGCUCCACGCAGAGUUUGAGAUAUCAUCGGAUAAAACGUCAGUUGCCGUUGGACGUCGCUCAAGAUACAUCCUGAAAAAUCCUCAGACACUUCUGAACUACAGGAUCUGCCUGGCUGAAGUGUACCAGGACAAGUCGCUGAUGAGCCUUUUGGAGAAGGAGAAACCUGCUGAUCCCGAAAAACCAGAGGAUUGUGCCAAAGUGUUCUCAGAGUAUAUCCGGCUGCUCAGACAGAAGUUCAGCACAAUUGUCAAUGCUCAUGAUUUGAUCAUCCCUGACACCAAACAGCAGCUCUUCUCGAGGUUUAAGGUUUCUGCAAUAGACAGCGGGAAAAAGCUCCCAUACAAAGACACUCUGAGCAGCACAGAUGACAUUCAUUCUGUAGUGUUACAUAACUUGAUCCAGAGCACUCUGGCCAUGACCAACAAUCAAAUGAAAACCUCCAGAUCCUUUCAGAUCUUCCACUUGUACAGUCAGUAUGACCAGGAGCUUCUGUGCAAAGUCUUCAUACAGUGCAGGAAGAGGGGUCUGGUCAACCGCCGGCGUAUCAGCCAGCAGUUUGGGCCGAAGAAGAACCGAGCGCUGCCCAUCCUGCCCAUGUCCUACCAGCUGUCCCAGUCCUACUUCAGGUGUUUUUCAUGGCGUUUUCCUCAUUCCCUGUGCACCGAUUCCUUCCGCUUCUUAAGGAGUCUAAUUGACAAUGGCACGCAUGAUGACAGGCCCAUCAUCACACUCUACAACGAAACUGAGUACAGGUCACAGAAUGGAGAGGAAGUGCUGGAGACAAAAACAGGCUCCAAAAGUAAAGAACAUGGAGGAAAAGAAGCUGACAGACCAGCGAGUCAGCCGGAAAGGGCAAAAGAUGUCACCACAAAGGAAGGAGAUGACAACCAAGGUGAAAUUAAAGGAGACGAGAGUAUAAAGGACGCUGACACGAACAACGAGAAAACUGAUGUUUCGAGCAAGCCGGACGAGCAGAAAAAGCCUGACGACAGCUCCACAUCUGGAUCUGGUGAAGAGGCUCCAGGAGUGUCGGCCACGUCAAACACAGUACCUCCAGCUUCAGACGAGCCUCCAGAUGUGUCGGACAUGCUCAAGUUCUCUCUCCAGUCCCCGGGUGGAGCCUGCCUAGUCUCGCUCAGCCUGAUGUCUCUAGGACUGCUGAAUGUGUACGCCUCCAUACCUAAACAGAUGGUGGUGGUGGACAGCAACCUGGUGGACAAGGAUGUAGUGAAGAGUAUGGCAGAACUAGUAGAAGAAGAAGAGGAGGAUGACGAUGAUGGUGAUGAUUACGAUGGGAAAAAAAGGCAACAAGUGAAGGCACAAAAAGCUUCGCACACCAAGUACUUAAUGAUGCGAGGAUAUUGCACCCCAGGCAUCGUAAAAGUGCGCAACCUAAACACCAAUGAUAGCAUUGUGAUGGAGUCGUGUAUUAUGAGGUUGCAGCUGCGCAACACGCCCGCUCACAGCCUGUUCAGUGCAGAGAACUUUCCACCUCUGGACUUGACAAAAUGUGGUCCAUCCCUUCUGCCCUCCAACCUCACCUCCUUCGUCCGUUCAGCCUCCUUUUCUCCACCCAGUGUGGAGGAGUGUUACAGGCGCUUUGUAAAUCAAAAGGGAUACACCCCGCGGGAUAUUGAAGCGUGCACUCAGAUCAUGAGGAGCUUAGAUGAAGCUGGUGAAAGAGGUUGGGAUGCUUAUGACUUUCUCGAGGCUCACGCGAACCUGCUGGAGCCGCAUUCUGGACGCAGCAGGAAGCUGCAGCAGUACAUGGAGGAGUUGGAAGAAGAAGGCCAGGUGGUAAAAGUUGGGAGUCUCAGUGUCCGCUGGGUGCUCAUGAAGCUCGCUGGACCAUGGCUUCUUACUGUCAGCUCCAAGCACUGGUCUCAGUCAUCCACUGCGUCACACCCGUUUUUGGAGAAGAAGCAAACCAUCCCCUUUAUACGGAAGCGGUGCAGCCGCGAAUUCCAAGUGGAGAAGGAAGAACCACCGGCGAAAAGAUUGGCUGUGGAUAGAGAGGACGUCGCUGACAAAGAGGAUGUGGACGGAGUGCCGCGUAACCAAGAAACAAAUGAGGAGAAACAGCUGGAACAACUGGAACGGCCGAUGGAGAGGGCAGAUGAAUCGAGGGGAGAGCAGUUGUUGUUAUUGGAGGAGGAGGGAGGAAAGCAGAUACAGGAGGAGGAAAAACAGGCUGCAGAAAGGAAGAAGACGACGGACGCAGAGAGAAGACAAGAUAACAGGAAAGAGCAGAGGUUGAGAAGAGGAAGGAAAGAGGAUGAGAACAACGAUGAGGCGUGCUCUUCCUCCACAGGCCCCGAUACUGAUGCUGAAACCAGCUUCAUCAGCCGGCCCUGGCGCUUGGUUGAUGGUAAGGUGAACCGGCAGGUGUGUAAGGGCAUGCUGGAAGCUGUUCUCUACCACAUCAUGUCUCAGCCCGGCCUGACACACCAGGCGCUGGUAGGGCAUUACAAAGAUUUGCUGCAGCCAGUGGCAGUUCAGGAUCUUGUGCAGGCACUUAUCGAACUGGGCUGUGUGACGAAGAAAACUCUGGCUAAAAGUCCUAAACCCUCACUGUUCACUCGUCCUGCACAGCAACGAAAAAGCGAGAGAGAACCAGACAUAGUGAUGUAUGAGCCCACCAUCAGCUGCUGCCUGCGACUCUGUCGAGUGUUGCCCAACGAGCGAACCUGGAACUGUUGUAUACCCUGAAAAGUGUUUGCUAAACUUAUUUUAGAUCUCCAAGGACUGAGAAAAUAUUGGCACAAUGAUCAAGCCUUUGAGAGCUAAGUGAGGAUAUUUUAAAAAUUUGAUCAGGCUGUUUGUAUUUCUUUUGGGAAAGUUUUUUUUUUGUGUUCAGCUUUUGUGUACUCUAACUUAUAAUUCUUAAUAAAAAUCCAUAAGUCUUCUUCAAACUUGUA
Messenger RNA from Haplochromis burtoni (Burton's mouthbrooder), 4571 nucleotides. Its product is annotated as general transcription factor 3C polypeptide 1. The coding region runs from base 118 to 4362 and encodes 1414 amino acids. Gene Ontology annotation, cellular component: transcription factor TFIIIC complex. The record is from RefSeq and is a predicted model, not a curated record. Gene Ontology annotation, biological process: 5S class rRNA transcription by RNA polymerase III; transcription initiation at RNA polymerase III promoter. The transcript is spliced from 24 exons. Gene Ontology annotation, molecular function: DNA binding. Lineage: Eukaryota; Metazoa; Chordata; Actinopteri; Cichliformes; Cichlidae.